This is a messenger RNA of Zea mays, 3281 nucleotides long. RefSeq names its product protein FAR1-RELATED SEQUENCE 6. Gene Ontology annotation, molecular function: zinc ion binding. Gene Ontology annotation, biological process: regulation of DNA-templated transcription. The record is from RefSeq and is a predicted model, not a curated record. The transcript has 7 exons. Lineage: Eukaryota; Viridiplantae; Streptophyta; Magnoliopsida; Poales; Poaceae. Bases 600 to 2915 code for a protein of 771 amino acids.
UUCGUUUGUCACCAAACUUUGCACCCGCCUCGCCGUACCCGUCCGAAACCCUAGUCUACCUCGGCGGCGGCGGGCCCUCCGGCGAUGGAGGUGGAGGAACCGCUCCCAACGUCCAAGAACCCCCGCCGUGCUCGGCGCCGGGACCUCAACGCACUGCUAUGUGCGGGGAAAUUUCCAUUGCCUUCCUUGAAUUCGAUUCGAGGUGUGGGACUGCCGAGGAAGCCUUCAGAAUUUCAUUCUGAAGCGGGCGGGCAGGCAGUGGUUGUCAUUUAGGGUUUGGAUUUGAUUGAUUCAUUUGUUUUUAAUGGGUAGCUAUUUCAUAUUUCAACUCUAUUUUCGUCAGUGGACUAGCAUUUGUUUUUUCAGUAAGCGGUCUAGUGUCUAGUAAUUCUGUGUUUCUGUUCAUCACUUUAUUUCUGUAAUUCUGUAUUUUCUAUGUUUCAAAAUGUUACUUUUCACUUCACUUCACUUUGUAUUAGCUUGAAAAACUUGGAUUUUUUCCAGUACUUUGCAAUGCAAGUGGUUUCAUGAUGGAGUUCUUUUAGGAUCCCACAUUGGAGGAGUCCGACGGGGAGGAUAUUGGUGUUCCGGAAGUUGGUAUGGUGUUCAAUAAUCACACAGAAGUCAACCGAUUCUACCGCCGGUAUGCCCGCCGUGUUGGCUUUGGUGUCUCAGUAAGGAGGUCUUCGUUCUCACGAGAAGGGACCUGCUUAUAUCUGGAGCUUAUGUGCUGCAAAGGAGGGAGGCCACGUUAUGAGCCGAAGUUUCGGAAAAGGGCUUCAUCGACCACUAACUGCCCAGCCAAAGUACGAGUGAAGUUGUGGGGAGAUAAAUUGUUGCAUAUAGAGUUGGCGAUCCUUGAUCAUAAUCACCCAGUGAGCCCUGCAAUGGCAAGGUUUUUGAACUCUUAUAAGCAGCUCUCUGGCCCUGCAAAGAGGCGGUUGCGUAUGGGUGGCCCUGGGACUAUGCCUGUUGAAGAGUCAAGCAAGAUGCCCAUGGAUAAGCUGGGGGAGCUUGAGCAGCUUCUGUUUGGUGAGAGCAAGCACAACAGCUUUGUGGAGAGGGGUCGUUUGAAGCUCCAACCUGGAGAUUCGGAGGCCCUUCGGCUUUUCUUCACUCGGAUGCAGGCCAAAAAUGCCAACUUUUUUAAUGUCAUUGACCUGGACGAUGAAGGCUGUACCAGGAAUGUUUUCUGGGCAGAUGCACGGUCUAGAGCCAUGUGUGAGUACUAUAGUGAUGUCAUCACACUUGAUACAUCAUAUGUGGCUAGUAAAUAUGAUAUGCCUCUUGCAACAUUUAUUGGGGUGAAUCAUCAUGGACAAUCUGUCUUGAUGGGGUGUGCCCUGCUUUCUGAUGAAACAGCAGAAACCUAUUCAUGGCUACUUAAGUCUUGGAUAGCAUGUAUGUACGGCAAUCUUCCAAAGGCUAUUGUCACUGACUAUUGUAGGGGCAUCCAAAGUGCUGUAGCUGAGAUUAUUCCGGGAGUCCGUCAUAGAAUGUGUUUGUUUCAGAUAAUGAGGAAGGCCGCAGAACGUUUAGGUGGGCUGUCAGAGUACAGAGCUAUCAACAAGGCGAUGCAUAAGGCUGUAUAUGAUUCUUUAACCAUUGAUGAGUUUGAAGAAGAAUGGAAUACUUUAAUUACAUAUAGUGGGCUUCAGAGCAAUGACUGGUUAAGAUCACUUUAUGAAUGUCGAUCUUCAUGGGUUCCUGUUUUUAUUAAAGAUACAUUUUGGGCAGGAAUGUCUACUACACAAAGAAAUGAAACAAUCACUCCUUUUUUUGAUGGAUAUGUUGAUUUGAAAACUACCUUGAAACAAUUUCUUGUCAAGUAUGAGAUGGCUUUGCAGAGUAAAUAUGAGAAGGAGGCCCAAGCAGAUUUUGAGACGUUUCAUAAGCAACGCCCACCGGUAUCAAAAUUCUAUAUGGAAGAGCAGCUCUCAAAAGUAUACACACAUAAUAUGUUCAAGAAGUUCCAAGAUGAGAUUGAAGCCAUAAUGUACUGCCAUGUAUCUUUAAUUAGUGUUGAUGGGCCUGUCUCUACAUUCAAUGUCAAGGAGUGCAUUUUCUUUGAAGAUGGUAAAAGGACUAUGAGUAAAAUUUUUGCAGUGACAUACAAAGUGGACGAAAAGAAUAUUAGCUGUAUAUGUGGAGGUUUCCAAUUCAGUGGCAUACUAUGUAGGCAUAGUCUCUCAAUGCUCAAGUUUCAACUGGUUCGUGAAAUCCCACAACAUUAUAUUCUUGAUAGGUGGAAGAAGGAUUUUCGACAGUUGCAUGUGAUGAGACGCCCUCCAAGCGAUCUUGUUCCUAACAAUCGCAUGGAUCGAUAUGACUAUUUAUCAAUAAGAUGUUUGCAACUUGUUGACUCUGCAGUCCUAUCAGAUAAGUAUCGCCUUGCUUUGAGGUUGGUAAGGGAGACAGAGAAAUUUCUGCUAAAUAGCAACACACAUGAUGAUACACAACCAAGGAUCAAGUCUCGUGUUCCUAAAGUAAAUAAACCAAAUAUUGUGACUGGCCAAACCAUGGUGGGUGCAGCUACUGGAAAUGGAAAUGAUGGUCUCAAAGGACCAGAGGCUACAGCAGUCACGCAAGUACCACAAUCCCAAAAGGGAGGAGCAGAAAAAGGAAUAGUUCCUACUGGCUACAUUGGAGUACCAGCUAAUCUCCAACAAUUUGUAGGCAAUCAAACAGCAUUUCGGCCAAGCAUUGUGUACAUGGUACCGAGUGGUGUUGAUCCACAUGCUUUUGGAAAUGUUAUGAUGCCAGUGAUGUACCAGCAGAUGUUCCAGGUGCCUCCGAAGCCAAAUGAGACCGUGCAGGAUACUUCAGCCAAUGGAAAAAGUAAGCGACCUCGCGGUCAGAAGCUCACAGAGACAUCCCAACAGGCAAAUGGAACCCCAGCAUCUGCAUCUGGCUAGGGUGGACUACUAACAUUUUGAACAGGAUUUCUGUACAUACGUUGACUUCGUUGACUUCAUGCCGUGAGAAAUUUUACAUAUGGACGCUGGCACUAACAAUUACCUCAAUGUUGUCCAAGGUAUCUGGCCCAGGACCGGAAAUUAUCUCUCGCACACUUUCUUUUUGUGUGUGGCUGAUUUCUGCAAGACAGGUUCCACCUAAUGUACAAGUCCCCUUGUCCUUUUUAUGCUAUGUAAAUGAAUGUUCUUGGAACAGCUCUAUCAUGGCUCAUGAGUACGGUGUCAGUUGCCUUCGAAUUCCCAUUGUCGAUACCAGAUCGAUGGCUAAUGCAUAUAGAAAUAUAAAGGGGACAAAUUAUGAUUAUA